Calidris pugnax (ruff) is the source of this 3380-nucleotide messenger RNA. It is a transcript of the gene TIMP4, whose product is annotated as TIMP metallopeptidase inhibitor 4. The record is from RefSeq and is a predicted model, not a curated record. Gene Ontology annotation, cellular component: extracellular matrix. Gene Ontology annotation, biological process: negative regulation of endopeptidase activity; negative regulation of membrane protein ectodomain proteolysis. Gene Ontology annotation, molecular function: protease binding; metalloendopeptidase inhibitor activity. The transcript has 5 exons. NCBI's taxonomy places the organism in Eukaryota, Metazoa, Chordata, Aves, Charadriiformes, Scolopacidae. Bases 496 to 1158 code for a protein of 220 amino acids.
GCCCAAAAGAGAGAAGGUAACAGAGCUAGUUUCUCAAUUCAAACCGGGAGGAAAUUCACUAGAAAAGGAUAAAAUCUUUCUCCUGCUAAAGAUCAUAAAAAAUCAGCUGCAGCCACUUUUCAAAGAUGUUUUCGCGAAGGCUUUUGAUUAUUAAUAGUUGUACUGACUCAUAAGAGCAACCCUCCGCUGCUUUGCUAAGGUAACCUCUCCUCUGGUACCGCAACUCUCACCAAUGAUGUGCUUUUUCCUGGGAGGAAGGCGGAGUUGGGAGUUGGUGUCGGGGCCAUAAAUAAGAGGGUCCCAUGUCAGGGGAAGGAGGAGAAGUCAGCGAAGAGGAGCUGUGUACUGGCAGCGAGCGUCAGAGGGCUUUCCUGAACCUCCCCGCUGCCCAAACCCCAACCGCCGGCGCCAGCCACCAGGCAGCAGCAAUUAGGGAGUUGAGCUGGAAAAGCCAAGCGUGAGGAAGCCUUUCUCCCUGGAGGAGCCAGCCUGGCCAUGGAGCCCGUGCCCAGCGCCCUGCUGCUGUGGGCGCUGCUGGUGCUGAGCCGGGGGCCGGCGGCGGUGGGGGGCUGCAGCUGCGCCCCCGCGCACCCCCAGCAGCUCAUCUGCGACGCGGCCCUGGUUAUUCGAGCAAAAAUAACCAGUGAAAAGGUGGUUCCUGCCAGUGAUGAUCCUCUUGAUACCCACAAAAUGAUCCGGUAUGAAAUCAAACAAAUAAAGAUGUUUAAAGGAUUUGAAAAGCUCAAGGAUGUCCAGUACGUCUAUACCCCUUUUGAUUCGUCACUCUGUGGAGUGAAACUAGAAGCUAAUAACAAAAAACAGUACCUUCUGACAGGACAAAUUUUAAAUGACGGUAAAGUCCUCAUCCAUUUAUGCAACUACAUCGAACCAUGGGACGAUUUAUCCUUGUCGCAGAAGAAGAGCCUUAAUCAGAGAUAUCAAAUGGGCUGUGGCUGCAAAAUCACGACCUGCUACAUGGUGCCCUGUUCCAUCACCACACCAAACGAGUGCCUCUGGACGGACUGGCUGAUCGAAAGAAAGCUCUACGGGCACCAAGCCAAGCACUACGCCUGCAUCAAGAGAAGUGAUGGCACCUGCAGCUGGUACCGAGGUGGUCCUCCCCCAGAGAAAGAGUUUAUUGAUAUCAGCGAACCUUAAAACCAUCACUUCCUAAAAAGCCUUGGAGCCCAAUACCAUCCAACACUGCACGCUCACAGCUUUGAACUGCCAUCCUCUAAUGUAUCUGUUGCUUAGAAACAAAAACAAAUUGUCCUGUACAGCUAAAGUACGAGUCUGGGGAAUUGGCACUCGCGCAAGAUGAGGAACAAGCCUCCUGGAGGUAGCUUCUCCAUAAAGUUAUGCUUUGUACAGAGAGGCUCAAGCUGAGAGUGCUCCUCUGUGUCCUCUGAGGCAUAACGAGUUGCCCCUUUACCAAUAUGAAUGUACAAGAACAAAAGAAUUGCCAGAAUUGUGUCCCCUGAUUCUCUUAACCUACAGAUUAAGAGCGCCCCAUGUUUUAUUCCAAGUCUUUCCAAUGAACUACGGAAUGUUUUAUAGAACUAUUUUUUUUCUGUAUGAAAGUUUUCUGAUACAAAAGAAUUAUUGUACAGUGUAUAUGUAAAGUAUUAUAACAAUGUGCUAUAAAAAAAAGAUUCAAAAAAUCCUGUAUUUCCUUAUCUGUUGAAACAAACUGAACACUUUGUGAUUAAAACAAUCUGUGCUCCGUAUUUUGUAUGUUACUUACACCAUAGCUUUCUUUACCUACAUAGUUGUAGCCUUCCUUGAUAACUAAGUUAAAAAACAGCCUUGAUAAUCAAAAUCCUCUUACCCAAUUCAAUAUUCCUAUGGACUGGCUAUAACUUGUUGAAAGAAAAACCAGAUGUUCUAACAUUUCUGCAUUUUAUGGAACCAACACAAAUAACGACAGGCUAAAACUGCUUAUAUUUACAGAAACCACGUCCGUCGUCACGGCAGCCGCGGUACUCGAUAAUGCCUCUAAAUCUGUGACUUGCUCGUUGUAUUUCAGCUGCUAAAGCCUUGGCUUUAGAAACUCACAUCCAAAUCCAUGCAAUAGGUACUGAACAACUUCCACUGCAAGUGACUUCUGCAAAGCUCUCAAAUGUUUGACCAUAUUUAAUAGUUUACAUUUGCAUUAAUGAUUUUUCAUUCAUCAAUACCCAUCCUACUCUGUCAUAAUGAAUUUGGUAACUCACGAACUUAUACUGGAGAAGUGGCACAACAGAUUUUGCCUUUUAGUUUUUUUGUGUCUUAACUUCUAUGAAUUGAUUACUGUAGUUAGUUAAUUAAUCUCACACAUGUUUACGUUUACAAAAGUAAUUCAUUUCACAGUGGUAAAACUUAAGAAAUUUUUUCCGUAAAUGCCAAAGGUUAGACAGUUGUCCAACUGCUUGUGUUCUAGAAACUGGAUGAGAACUGUCACGCAGGAGAUGAAUCUCUAAAACUGCCAUUUCUGAUGUAUUUUAUCCUCUCCAGUUCUCUCCGUUGGGUUUCCUUCACUGCAUUCCCAUUUUGGCUAGAAAUUACCCUCACGUAUUCCUCAUAGGUGAACUUCAAAUGACAGGCAGAGAUGUGGACAGUUGUGUUCUUGUUUGGUUUGAUCAGGGCUACUUCAAGGUCUAACACCAACGUUUUACUCACCCUGCUAACGACCCUUCUGGCCCACAGGCUCAUUAAGAACCGGAGCUGUUACAGCCUGUUGGUUCGAGGGUCCAGAUUUCCAAACAGUGCCUUCAGUCUGGUUGCUCCAGCAGCCACAUAAAAGCACUGGGACAAACUUGCAGAGAAAGUGUGAGCAUCUUUAAGUGUAUAAGGCUUUUCUAAUUCCAUUUAAUUGGAUGCAAUAGUAGCGUAGAGAUAAAAUUCAGCAUGUUCCACGUAUCCUGUCACACCCUACGAUAUGCUGUAUUGGAUAGAGAACACAGACUUGCAAAAAAAAUCCCUGUAUAAAUUAUUUUUGUGACAUACUGUGUUCAUGUUUCUAAUGUUUAUUUUGACAAUUGCAUCAAUCCGUAUUUAAAGGAUAGGUUUGAAAACACUAUUGGGAGAAUAAAUGUUCUUACUUAAAAUUUUUAUAGCCAAACUUGUACAAUUCCAAUCAAGUUCAAAUGGUGCAAGGCCAAUAGGAAGAAAUGUCGUUAUUCCUUUUAGGAAUAUAUGUCCCUUAAUAGUCAAAGCUUCAUUUAUUAUUUACUGUAGACCAGUUUUGCUGUUUGAAUUUACAAUCCUACAUUAAAACACCAUAUAUUUGUGUUGCCAAAUGGAAAGCCUAGCUCUUUUUCUGCUUUGCUAAGGACAAACAAAAAGCUACCUAACGCUAAUUUGGACCAUAGACUUAUUAUGGCUACUUACAUAAUGAAAAG